AUGUCGCAAAAGAAUAUAGUCGUUGUUGGGGCGGGCGUUUCUGGGUUGACAACAGCUCUGCUUCUGUCGCGAAACCCCGAGUACAAGGUUGUGGUCGCCGCCAAACACAUGCCAGGCGAUUAUGACAUCGAGUAUGCUUCACCGUGGGCAGGAGCCAACUAUAUGCCUGUCUCUGUUCGUGGAACACCGGCGGCAGAGUGGGACAGGAAUACGUGGGCUCCACUAGAAAACCUCGCUCGAAAUCGUCCGGAAGCUGGAGUCCAUUUCCAAGAAUGUGAAAUUCACAAUCGCACCAAGGACGUUGGCUCUGCAACAGCUGAGUGGUUUGCCGAGCUAUUGUCACCAAACCCUUGGUUCAAGGACGUUGUUCCUAAUUUCCGUUCUGUCCCCAAAGCUAGGCUUGGGGCGGGGAUAGAUUCGGCGACAAGUUUUACGUCUGUCUGUAUCAACACGGCAAUAUACUUACCGUGGCUGGUCUCACAAUGUCUCAAGAACGGCGUUGAAUUCAAGCGUGCUGUGUUCAACCAUAUUUCGGAAGCUAACACGCCCAAGAUUCACUCCUCGGGGAAGGUUGACUUGAUAGUGAAUUGUACCGGGCUGCUGGCAUCAAGACUUGGUGGAGUUGAGGACAAGUCUGUCGUACCUGCUCGAGGACAAAUUGUGCUUGUCCGGAACGAAGCUGGUAAGAUGCUGGACAUUUCGGGGACUGAUGACGGCGACGAUGAAGCCUGCUAUGUCAUGUCAAGAGCCGCUGGCGGUGGAACCAUAUUAGGUGGCUCGUAUCAGAAGGGAAAUUGGGAGUCUCAGGUUGAUCCCAGUCUUGCAGUGCGGAUCAUGAAGAGGGCAGUAGAACUGUGUCCCGCCCUCACUGGCGGUAAAGGCAUCGAGCACUUGGAUAUCAUCAGACAUGGAGUUGGAUUGCGACCGGUGCGCGAAGGCGGUGCAAGAAUCGAGAAACAGCGGAUCAACAAUGUAUGGGUUGUUCACAAUUAUGGGCACGGAGGGGCAGGUUACCAAUCUUCAUAUGGCUGCGCACAAGCCGCUAUCCAACUCAUCGAUGAGGCGUUGAACCCAAGGGCAAGAUUAUAG
Messenger RNA from Exophiala bonariae, 1089 nucleotides. RefSeq lists its product as uncharacterized. Bases 1 to 1089 code for a protein of 362 amino acids. Gene Ontology annotation, molecular function: D-amino-acid oxidase activity; FAD binding. Gene Ontology annotation, cellular component: cytoplasm. The transcript is spliced from 5 exons. Gene Ontology annotation, biological process: D-amino acid catabolic process. NCBI's taxonomy places the organism in Eukaryota, Fungi, Ascomycota, Eurotiomycetes, Chaetothyriales, Herpotrichiellaceae. The record is from RefSeq and is a predicted model, not a curated record.